AUGGAAAUCCCUAAUGGAAAUUCAUUGAACACUGAGGAUGGUGACUCGGAGAGGUCUAUCUCGCCACGAGCGGAACGGCCCGAUAUCAGUGAACAAAACCAACAACAGACGUCGUUCAUGAACGUUGCCAGACGCACGAUUAAACGAAAAAACAGACCAAAGAAAGUCUCUCAGUCGCGAAUACAACGUUCUCGGUCGGAAAAAGUAAUGACGGCACGGAAUGUCGGGUUUCAUAACACCGAAGCGUUGUACGCGAUCACAACUCCUACUCCGUUCAUGGACACCGAAACCGUGGAACUAUUGGUGACGGUAACCAAAAACAAACUUAUGAAUGUCAUACGCAGAAAAGGCCCCGUUUACUUCUCUGAGCGGAUGAUAGCAAAANUCUCGGUCAGAAAAAGUAAUGACGGCCGGAAUGUCGGGUUUCAUAACACCGAAGCGUUGUACGCGAUCACAUCUCCUACUCCGUUCAUGGACACCGAAACCGUGGAACUUUUGGUGACGGUAACCAAAAACAAACUUAUGAAUGUCAUACGCAGAAAAGGCCCGGUUUCCAAAAUCACGCUGUACUUUUCUGAGCGGAUGAUAGCAAAACUAAAAAACCGUC
Messenger RNA from Cinara cedri, 607 nucleotides. The record is from the annotation of a GenBank genome assembly. NCBI's taxonomy places the organism in Eukaryota, Metazoa, Arthropoda, Insecta, Hemiptera, Aphididae.